AUGCUGCAAAAGACACACAACACAGGUCAGAGCACCACAACACAGGCCAGAGCACCACAACACAGGCCGGAGCACCACAACACAGGCCGGAGCACCACAACACAGGUCAGAGCACCACAACACAGGCCAGAGCACCACAACACAGGCCAGAGCACCACAACACAGGCCGGAGCACCACAACACAGGUCGGAGCACCACAACACAGGCCAGAGCACCACAACACAGGUCGGAGCACCACAACACAGGCCAGAGCACCACAACACAGGCCAGAGCACCACAACACAGGCCAGAGCACCACAACACAGGCCGGAGCACCACAACACAGGCCGGAGCACCACAACACAGGCCAGAGCACCACAACACAGGUCAGAGCACCACAACACAGGCCAGAGCACCACAACACAGGCCAGAGCACCACAACACAGGCCGGAGCACCACAACACAGGUCGGAGCACCACAACACAGGCCAGAGCACCACAACACAGGUCGGAGCACCACAACACAGGCCAGAGCACCACAACACAGCCCAGAGCACCACAACACAGCCCAGAGCACCACAACACAGCCCAGAGCACCACAACACAGCCCAGAGCACCACAACACAGCCCAGAGCACCACAACACAGGUCAGAGCACCACAACACAGGCCAGAGCGCCACAACACAGGUCAGAGCGCCACAACACAGGCCAGAGCGCCACAACACAGGUCAGAGCGCCACAACACAGGUCAGAGCACCACAACACAGGCCAGAGCACCACAACACAGGCCAGAGCACCACAACACAGCCCAGAGCACCACAACACCGCCGUAAGCACACAACACAUCGGCCCAGGAGCAACCCACAACACAAGAGCACACAACACAGGGCCGUUAGCAGCACACAACACAGGCCAGAGCACCACAACACAGUCACAGAGCAAGCCACAACACAGGCCAGAAUCUCCAGCACCACAAACACAGGUCAAACACAGAGCGCCAACACAGUCCCAGAGAGCGCCCAACACACAGGCCCACAACAGGAGCGGCCACAACACAGGCCAGAGCACCACAACACAGCCCAGAGCACCACAACACAGCCCAGAGCACCACAACACAGGUCAGAGCGCCACAACACAGGCCGGAGCGCCACAACACAGGCCGGAGCGCCACAACACAGGUCAGAGCGCCACAACACAGGUCAGAGCGCCACAACACAGGCCAGAGCGCCACAACACAGGCCAGGGCACCACAACACAGGCCAGAGCACCACAACACAGCCCAGAGCACCACAACAUCUCUCAAAGAAAAAGGUACAGACGAUAG
Molecule: messenger RNA, 1302 nt
Organism: Knipowitschia caucasica
Lineage: Eukaryota; Metazoa; Chordata; Actinopteri; Gobiiformes; Gobiidae
Source: the annotation of a GenBank genome assembly